Molecule: messenger RNA, 767 nt
Organism: Schizophyllum commune H4-8
Lineage: Eukaryota; Fungi; Basidiomycota; Agaricomycetes; Agaricales; Schizophyllaceae
Exons: 5
Coding region: 104-676 (190 amino acids)
Biological process (GO): intracellular transport
Cellular component (GO): nuclear pore; cytoplasm
Molecular function (GO): GTPase activator activity
Source: RefSeq, a predicted model, not a curated record
GCCCUCUACCCGCCCCAGAACCCCCGAGACUCCUCCCGCCUCCUCCCGCGGCCGUGGCUUUGCUGCCUUCGCGGGCUCCGCCUCACCCUUCGCCAAGCUCGCCAUGCCUAAGGCUAGCUCGAGCACUGCACCGGCGUGGGCGAGCCCGAAUGCGGCGGACUCCAAUGGUCCUCCAGCAUGGGUAGAGCCCACGUCGAGCGCUUGGGCAGAGAGGAAGACGGGGUCACCGGUCGCAAAGGAGGCGGUGGCACUUGAGCCGCAGGUGUUCACGACACCGGUUGCGCAUAGUUACUCGACAGGCGAGGAGGAUGAGGAUGCCACGCUGGAAAUACGCGCCAUUCGCUUGUACACCAAGCGCGGGUCGAAGGGCUUUUCUGAGGGUGUCGUCGGCACCAUGAAAGUCUUGCGCCACAAGGAGACGCAGAAGCAGCGUUUGCUCUUUCGCCGCGACCCGCUCUUCCAGGUCGCAAUGAACGUUCGGGUGCAGGAGGGCAUGCGCUGCACAUACGAUGCAAAGGACCGCGUAGUCCGCAUCGUGACGCGCGAGCCCUCAAGCGAGGGUACGCCUGAGAUCGUCAUCUACGCUAUGAAGCCCUCCCGCUCCUGCACGAAGACAAAGUUCAUCGAAUUCGGGGAGGCUAUGACAACCCUCAUCGGCGGCUUGUCUGCGGCAUGAACAGUUCACUAUACGUCUGCGGCUGGACUGCAGAAACGGACGGUCGGAUAUAAAUCAUGUAUGUAUACUUUGACGACCUUCGAAAUGCACA